AGUUAAUUUAAAAUUUCGUCAACAAUACCAGUACCAUGUCUAGCAAAAUCUUUAGCAGUUAUCGAGCUUUAGGUUUCGUUAGCAACCAUGUUCCUCUAAUAUUAAGAUAUGAUCAGAAAAAAAAUGAGACUUACGUAUAUACAAGUGUUGGAAGAGCUUUUCAUACAUACACAUCUAGCAAGUUAGGCUUGAAAUCUAUAUCAGAUCUACAUGACGAGGAGAUUGAAUGUAUAGCAACUGCAAAUAAUUAUAUCUUCACAAGCUGUGGAAAUGUCACUCGAGCAUAUGGAAGAAGAGGAAAAGUUAUAAAAGAAUUUAUUGGUCAUAAAUCGAAAAUAAAACACCUCUUACCCUUCCAUCGUCAUUUAGUGAGCGUCGAUAAGGAUAAUAUUGUAAUUAUUUGGGAUGUUCUGACAGAAGCUCAAUACGGACAAUGGAACUUAGGGAAUUUCAAUAUUACUGCGGUUAUGCAACCAGCUGCAUAUUUGAACAAGAUUUUGUUUGGAUCGGAAGACGGUAGCUUGCAGCUGUGGAACUCUCGAAAAUGUAAAUUAGUCCAUAGUUUUGAUGGUUGGGGAAGCAGCGUCACAGCUUUGACACAAUCAACCGUUGCUGACAUUGUAGCAAUUGGUUUAGCAAAUGGUCAAAUAAUUUUAUUUGAUUUGAAAACGGAUAGAAUUGUUGAAAAGUUUUUACAAGAAUGGGGACCGGUGACAUCCAUUGCCUUCAGAUUAGAUGGUCAGGAAUAUAUGACAACUGGAUCGACAACUGGACAUAUUGCAAUAUGGAAUUUAGAGAAGAAGAAAAUUCAAUCUCAAAUUCAAAAUGCGCAUGAUAAUAGCGUUUGUGGAAUGGAAUUUCUUAAAAAUGAGCCUUUAAUGGUUACCAAUAGCGGAGACAACUCAUUAAAGAUUUGGAUAUUUGAUCAAGCAGAUGGCGGUGCUCGUUUGUUGAAAAGUAGGGCAGGGCAUAGUUCUCCUCCUACGAAUAUUAGAUUUUAUGACGAUGUUAGCAUACUUAGCGCCGGUGAGGAUUCGACCCUUCGAUCUUUUUCAAUAAGACAUGAAAGUGAAAAUAAAAGCCUGGGAAGGGCAACUUACAAUAAAAGCGUAUCUAAACGAAAGGGUUUGAAGUUCAACGCUCUAUUAAUGCCACCUAUUGUUAAAUUCGACAAUCAAUCUUGUCGUCAAAGUGACUGGGAUUCUAUUGUUGCAAUCCAUAAAAAUAGUAGAGAAGCUACUACUUGGGAUUUUGUCAGAUCAACAAUGGGAAAGUUUCGUUUAGAAAAUGAAAGAUUUAAAAACGAUGAAGCAAAGUAUAAAAAUGAAAAAGCCACUGCCGUUUCGAUGACGCCUUGUGGUAAUUUUUGCGUUAUUGGGUAUAGCAGUGGUCAUGUUGAUAUGUUCAAUAUGCAAUCAGGAAUGCAUAGGGGCCAAUUCGGAAAAAAUAGGGCUCACAAGGCAUCUGUACGGGGAGUGUCAAUUGAUGAGUUAAGUGAACGGGUUAUUACGACCGGGGCUGAUUGUGCCGUGAAAUUUUGGAAGCUAAAACAGAAGAUAUUACUUAAUUCUUUGAUUUUACAUUCACCUGCUAGUCAGUCAAUAUUACAUAGAAGCAGUGCUUUGCUAGCAAUUUCUCACGACGAUUUUAGUAUAUCAUUAAUUGAUAUAGACACGCAAAGAACUGUGAGAAAAUUCUCUGGUCAUACUAGCUUCAUUGAAGAUAUGGUAUUUAGUAACGAUUGCCGAUGGCUCAUUUCCAGUUCUUUAGACAAAUCGAUAAGAGUUUGGGACCUUUUAACAGGAAGCUUGAUCGAUUGUUUUCUUGUUCGUUCUCCUGCAAAGAGCUUAGCAUUUUCUCCAACGAACGAGUUUUUCGUUACAACUCACGUAGACGAUGUCGGUGUCUAUUUAUGGACAAAUAAAUUACUUUACGCUCACGUUCCUCUCAAGCCUCUUCCACAUGAUUUCAAUCCAUCAAUUUUGGAACUUCCAACCACUAGCGAAAGAAUAGAAGAUAAUUCUAAUGAGAUGGAUGUCGAUUAUACAGAUAAUCAGUAUGAAAGUCCAAAUCAAAUUUCAACUGACCUCCUAACACUGUCAGGACUCCCGAGCUCCAGAUGGGAAAAUUUAUUGCAUUUGGAUGUAAUAAAGGCUAGAAACAAGCCAAAAGAACCACCAAAGAAGCCUCAGAAUGCACCAUUUUUCCUCCCAACAGUUCCUGGCUUAGUCCCUAAGUUUACAAAGCCAGAGGAGGAAAAAGAAAAAAUAGAAGUUGUAAAGGCAAACUUUCUCAGUCAAACGGAAUUUGGUCGUCUUCUAGUUGAGAAUAAGAGCGAUGAAGCAUUUGAAUUCUUGAGAUCCCAGGGUCCAAGUGGGAUUGAAGCGGAUAUUUUAAGUUUGGCAAUGGAAGAUAGCACUAUGGUUCUCUUCCUUGAUAUGAUUGAGAAUGGCUUAAAAACUUAUAAGAAUUUCGAACUGUAUGAAUCAUACCUGGCUUUGUUCCUUAAACUGCAUACCGUUGAAAUAUUGGAAAGUAAGGAGCUACAGGAAAAGUUAAAUUCUGUACAUAAAAUUGAAAAAGAAAUUUGGAAUGAAUUAAAAGAAUUAUUUUCCGAAACUAUUUGUUUAACUGAAUAUCUUAAAAAUACGUUAUUUUAAGUUUUGUAUCAGCUGUUACAUUUGUUUUUAUAUAUUUGUAACGAUAUUUAUUAAAUAUACAUCAGCC
This is a messenger RNA of Dimorphilus gyrociliatus, 2727 nucleotides long. The record is from the annotation of a GenBank genome assembly. Lineage: Eukaryota; Metazoa; Annelida; Polychaeta; Dinophilidae.